Phasianus colchicus (ring-necked pheasant) is the source of this 1161-nucleotide messenger RNA. Lineage: Eukaryota; Metazoa; Chordata; Aves; Galliformes; Phasianidae. The record is from RefSeq and is a predicted model, not a curated record.
GCUGCGAGGGGCUUCCAGUGGGUAGUGGUGCUGGGGAGGGGUUUAAGGGACUGUGUGUGGCUGGGGGGCCUCCCACUCACUGCUGUGCUCCCAGCUCUGUUGCCCUAUGUGCCCCGCUUGGCCCCUGAUGCCAUGCCAGGGAAGGUGACGGCCACCACCUUUGUGCUGGAGAGACCCCGCUGCAUCUUCGACCCCCUUGCCAAUGCCUCUGAUGCCGUCUGGCUGGCAGUGGCUUUUGCUGAUGGUGAGGGUGUGUUGCAGUGGGGGGCAUCGGGGGUGUUCACCCCCAGCUGCUCACCCCACAUCUGUGCCACGCAGCCUACACCGCCUUCAAAAACCCCACAUCCAGAGCUGAGGUGCCCCCAUAUAAGGGGCUGCCCACCGCCCAGGUGUGCAUCCUGCAGGGUGAAGUUCCUGCUGAUGGGCUGCAGUGGCCCCAAAGCAGAGACGAAGUGGUCUGACCCCAUCCUCCUGCGGAGAGCUCGCAGCCUGAGCACCAUUGACCCCACACCAGCACGUCGCAGCAGCACCGCGGUCAUCAUCGCCGCCAUCCUGGCCAGCCUGGGUGCCGCGCUGGCCAUGGCCAUGCUGGGAGCUGUGGGGUACGAGUGGGGCACGGGGAUUUUAAGACUUUUUUUUUCUUAAAUUGGGAGGGUUGCUGUAUUUUGGUGAUGGGAUGGGGUGGUUUCUGUGGUGUUUGAGCUGCAUGGACCCUGCUUGAUCCCUCACCCAUCUCUCCUUACAGCACCCAUGUGUGUGUCCCGCUGUGCUGCCAGGACCCAGGUGCCCACCUGCCCUACAGGACCCACCACGUCCCUCCAGCCCUGCCCCACAUGCUGCCCCCUGCCUGCAUCUGUGGCUGCACGCCGCAGCCCCGUGGCCCGUGGCCCACCAAGUAAACUCAUUUCCAUCCUUAAUCGCUUCUUUUGUUGUCUUUCAACCCAACCACCAGGACAUGGCCUGGAUGUGCUGGGUGCGCCAUCCCUACAGACCCCCAGGGUCAGCCUGGAGGGGCUCUGAGUGCAGAUGGAGCUGUGGGUGUCCCCGUGCAUUGCAGGCAGUGGGACCAGCCUAACUCAAACCGUGGCUCUGUGAUUGUUCUAUGAUCUUGGGGCACACGGCUCAUACAAUGCUGGAUGCUUUGUUCACCAUGGGAUGGGG